AUGGCGUCGCCAGCGGUCAUAUCCAGCGAUGCUGGGUUCAUGACUUCAGAUCGCUCCCUGGGAACCCCGCGCGCAGCACGACUGCCGGGCUCCUCAAGCGGCCGGCCUGCAGCGCCACCGUCCGAGAGUCUUGGUGCGCUCAGCGAUGGCGAGGGCGAGGGUUUCGCCGACGACCAGGUCCCGGUGCGCGCGCGGCCAACAGAUCCCGCCAAUAUCCCAAGGGUCGAAGACAGGAUCGGCCUCAUCAUCCAACAGUCGUUCGAGGACUUCAUCGAGGGAUACGUAGAGACGCCUAGAGCGUCCGGCCAACCAACCUCGAGCGCUGUCACUACCGACAAGUACUACAUCGCGCAGAUCCACGGCAUGCGGACCUACCAACUGUCGACCUUCUACGUCGACUGGAGGCACCUCGAGAGCUGGAACAACGGCGCGCUGGCGAACGGCAUCAUGGAGUCGUACUACCGUUUCCUCCCGUUCCUGACGGCCGCGCUGCACAACAUGAUCGCCAAGUACGAGCCGCAGUACUUCCGCGAGCACCGGCAGCCGACGGCGUCCAGCCAGCAGCACACGUCGGGCGCCAGCAACAUGGGGUCGGGCAGCCAGAGCGAGCUCGGCAGCAAGACGGCCAACCAGCAGACCGACAAGCUCUUCGCCAUCGCCUUCUACCACCUGCCGCUUAUCUCGCGCGUGCGCUCGCUGCGCGCCCGCAACAUUGGCCAGCUGCUCUCCAUCAGCGGCACCGUCACGCGCACGUCCGAGGUGCGGCCCGAGCUGGCCCAGGCCACCUUCGUCUGCCAGGCCUGCCGCAGCGUGGUGCCGGACGUGGAGCAGACCUUCCGCUACACCGAGCCGACGCAGUGCCCCAACGCCACGUGCCAGAACCGGACGGCAUGGCAACUGGACAUCCGCCAGAGCACGUUUGUCGACUGGCAGAAGGUGCGCGUGCAGGAGAACAGCAGCGAGAUCCCCACGGGCAGCAUGCCGAGGACGAUCGACAUCAUCCUGCGCGGCGAGAUGGUGGACCGCGCCAAGGCCGGCGAGAAGUGCAUCUUCACGGGCGCCCUGAUCGUCGUCCCGGACGUCAGCCAGUUGGGCCUGCCCGGUCUCAAGAGCGUGGCCGUGCGCGACGACCGCGGCGCGGAAGCCGGCGGCAGCGGCGUGAGCGGUCUGAAGUCGCUGGGCGUCCGCGACCUCACCUACCGCCUCGCCUUCCUGGCCUGCAUGGUGAGCUCCGACCUGUCGUCCAUCGGCGCAUCCGGCGAGGCCCAGAUCGUCGACAUGGUCGGCACGCUGACCGCGAGCGCCAACGCCGAGACGGCCGAGACGGUGAAAGAGCUGCAGGAUGCCGUGCUCGCCUCGUACACGCAGGGCGAGAUCGAAGAUCUCCGCGCCAUGGUGCACAGCGACCACAUCUACUCGCGGCUGGUGCACUCGCUUGCGCCCAUGGUCUACGGCCACGAGAUCGUCAAGAAGGGCAUCCUGCUGCAGCUGCUGUCCGGUGUGAGCAAGACCACGCCCGAGGGCAUGCAGCUCCGCGGCGACAUCAACAUCUGCAUCGUCGGCGACCCGUCCACGUCCAAGUCGCAGUUCCUCAAGUACGUCUGCAACUUCGCCCCGCGCGCCGUCUACACGUCGGGCAAGGCCUCGUCCGCGGCCGGUCUCACGGCCGCCGUCGUCAAAGACGAGGAAACCGGCGAGUUUACCAUCGAGGCCGGCGCGCUCAUGCUGGCCGACAACGGCAUCUGCUGCAUCGACGAGUUCGACAAGAUGGACAUCGCCGACCAGGUGGCCAUCCACGAAGCCAUGGAGCAGCAGACCAUCUCGAUCGCCAAGGCGGGCAUCCAGGCCACGCUCAACGCGCGCACGUCCAUCCUCGCGGCGGCCAACCCGGUCGGGGGCCGGUACAACCGCAAGACGACGCUGCGCGCCAACAUCAACAUGUCGGCGCCCAUCAUGUCGCGCUUCGACCUCUUCUUCGUCAUCCUCGACGAGUGCAACGAGGCCGUCGACCGCCACCUGGCCGAGCACAUCGUCGGCAUCCACACGCACCGCGACGCCGCCGUCACCCCGGAGUUCUCGACCGAGCAGCUGCAGCGCUACAUCCGCUUCGCGCGCACCUUCCGCCCGGAGUUCACCGACGAGGCCAAGGAGGUGCUCGUGCAGCGGUACAAGGAUCUGCGCGCCGACGACGCCCAGGGCGGCGUGGGCCGCAACAGCUACCGCAUCACCGUACGGCAGCUCGAGAGCAUGAUCCGCCUGUCCGAGGCGAUCGCCAAGGCAAACUGUGUCGACGACAUCACGCCCGACAUGGUGAACGAGGCGUAUAACCUGCUGCGGCAGAGUAUCAUCUCGGUGGAGCACGAUGACGUGGAGGUGGACGAUGACGAGGAGGAGGGGGGCGUUGUGGACGGCGGCGCGGCAUUGAGGCAGGCUGCGGAUGCCGCCUCCGGAGCUGUGAAUGAUGUUGACGACCCGAUGGAGGAGGACGGCGAAGCCCAGCAGGCCGACCGCCAGCCCUCGGCCGCGCCGUCACACCAGACGACGACGACGACGGCGCAGAAACAGACCAUCUCAUACGACAAGUACAUCAGCAUUGUCAACAUGCUGGUGUCGCGCGUGGCCGAGGAUGAGACAGCGGGCAGCGGCGAUGGCAUCGACGGGGAUGCGCUGGUGGAGUGGUAUCUGGAGCAGAAGGAGGAGGAGCUGAAGAGCGAGGAGGAAUACAACAAUGAGCUGGCGCUGGCCCGGAAGGUGCUGAAGAAGAUGGUCAAGGAGAAUAUCCUCAUGGCCAUCCGCGGCCAGGGCAUGACUGAUGGCGCGGAGGGCGGCAAUGGCAAUGACAAUGACAACAACGCUGGCGAGGGCAGCUCGGCGCAGGCGGCGCGGAUUGUUUAUGUGCUGCAUCCUAACUGUGCGGUGGAGGAGUAUUGA
This is a messenger RNA of Chaetomium strumarium, 2931 nucleotides long. Its product is annotated as MCM2/3/5 family-domain-containing protein. NCBI's taxonomy places the organism in Eukaryota, Fungi, Ascomycota, Sordariomycetes, Sordariales, Chaetomiaceae. Gene Ontology annotation, molecular function: ATP binding; single-stranded DNA binding; single-stranded 3'-5' DNA helicase activity. Gene Ontology annotation, cellular component: MCM complex; nucleus. Bases 1 to 2931 code for a protein of 976 amino acids. Gene Ontology annotation, biological process: double-strand break repair via break-induced replication; mitotic DNA replication; DNA replication initiation. The record is from RefSeq and is a predicted model, not a curated record. The transcript has 2 exons.